Calypte anna (Anna's hummingbird) is the source of this 2648-nucleotide messenger RNA. Its product is annotated as ATP-dependent RNA helicase DDX51-like. Lineage: Eukaryota; Metazoa; Chordata; Aves; Apodiformes; Trochilidae. Gene Ontology annotation, cellular component: nucleus. Gene Ontology annotation, molecular function: nucleic acid binding; ATP binding. The transcript has 16 exons. The coding region runs from base 13 to 2112 and encodes 699 amino acids. The record is from RefSeq and is a predicted model, not a curated record.
UGCGCCCCGGCCAUGGCGCUGUUCUGCAUCCAGAGGUACGGCGGGGAGGAGCAGCAGGAGGAGGAGGGAGCAGAAGCGGAGGAGCGGGCUCGGGUUCUGCUGGAGAGGCUGCGGCAGCAGGCCAAGGCCCGGCAGCUGAGGAAGCAGCAGGAGGAAGGAGAAGGGGGACUGUCCGGAGGGGCCGGCUCUGAGCACCAAGCUGGGAAAGGGAAAAGAAAAAGGGAGAGUGAGGAGCAGUCCUGUGAGCAAGGGCAGAAGAAGCCGAAGAAGAAACAACAGUCUCGCAGCCCUUCUGAAGAGAGCUCGGAUACUGAGCAGGCAGCAGAUGGCAGCAAUCCCUCGAAGAAGAAAAACAAAAGAAAAUCUCAGGUGCGGCAAGAGAGGACUGAAGAAGAUUCUGAAGAAGACAUCAAAGAAAACAGAAACAACCUGAAUAAGUCUUCAAAAAGGAAGAAGAGGGAUGUGGAAACUGAGGGAGCUGAAACAGAGCCCAAGGAGAACACUGAAAGAGGAGAUGAAAGCACAAAGGAGGAGCUGACCUUGGCAGCCUCAGAGGAAGAGGCCAAACCUCCACCCUCCAGUUUUGUGGUUCUUGGAGACUAUGACAUAAAGCCAGUGCAGAAGGUUCAGCCCUUCUUACCACAGUGGCUUGCUCAACCCAAACUGCUGCAAAAACGUAUCAAAGACAAUCUCAUUCCCAUUGGAGAUGUCCCAGGAAUUCAUCCCCGACUGCUGAAAAAGCUGCAAAUGAAUGGGAUUGAGUCCUUUUUCCCAGUUCAGGCAGAGGUGAUUCCUGCUAUCCUGCAGAGUGCAUCCCAUGGGUAUCUGGUGGGGCAGGGAGGUCAGCGCCCCAGGGACAUCUGUGUCUCAGCACCCACAGGCAGUGGUAAAACCCUCUCCUUUGUCAUCCCAAUAGUACAGGUUCUGCUAGAUCGAGUGGUUUGUCAAGUACGAGCUCUGGUUGUUCUGCCCACCAAAGAACUGGCACAACAGGUGAGUAAAGUGUUCAACAUUUACACUGAUGGGACAGGUCUGAAGGUUGUUUUGAUUACUGGCCAGAAACCUUUUGCAAAGGAACAGGAGAUGCUCGUCCAGAAAAGAGUGACAGGCUACAGCAGCCUGGCUGAUAUUGUUGUGGCUACACCAGGGCGGCUCACAGACCACAUCAGCCAGACCCCAGGGUUCAGCCUGGCACAGCUUCGCUUCCUGAUUGUAGAUGAAGCUGACCGUAUGAUUGAUGACAUGCACCAGAACUGUCUGAACCAGAUUAUCAAAGCUGCAUUCCAAACAGAAAAUGAGUCUGGCUCCAAAAUGCUUUUUCAAAGGACGAGACCAGGACCUCUAACAGCAGCCAGCUCCUGCUACCCUCAGAUACCCUUACAGAAACUGCUGUUUUCAGCCACACUGACCCAGGACCCAGAGAAACUGCAGCAGCUGGACUUAUUCCAGCCUCGCCUCUUCACGUCUGUCUAUUCUGAGAAAAAAACUCUUGGAGAUGGAACAGAGACUGAACAAGAUACUAAUAAAUACACACUCCCUGAGGGGCUCUCGCAAUGCUACGUGCCUUGUGACCUCAAUUCCAAGCCUCUGCUGCUCUUGCAUUUCAUGCUGACAAAGAAAUUUACCCGUGUCUUGUGCUUUACCAACUCCAGGGAAGCUUCUCACAGAUUGUUCCUGCUGGUUAAAGCUUUUGGUGGAGUCACUGUUGCUGAAUUUUCUUCUCGGUUACCUCCAAGUGAGAGACAGAGAACCAUGAAGGAAUUUGAAAAAGGAAAAAUACAACUGUUAAUCAGCACAGAUGCCACUGCACGAGGGAUUGAUAUUAGAGGAGUGAAUUAUGUCAUAAACUAUGAUGCACCCCAGUUCAUCAGGACAUACAUCCACAGAGUUGGAAGAACAGCUCGUGCAGGAAAAGCAGGUGUUGCUUUCAGCUUGGUCCUGAGAAUCCAGGAGCGUAGGUUUCUGCGGAUGCUGAAGGAUGCUGGCAUCCAGGACAUAAAGAAGCAGCCAGUGAAGGGCAACUCAUUAAAGCCUUUGGUGCAGCAAUAUGAGGAAGCUCUCUGCAAGCUUGAGAAGACAGUCAAGAAUGAGCGAGCACAGAAACGAGCCUGAGUGAAUGGCAGCCAACAAGGUCGUGUUGCAUUGCACCAAAGCUGCUGAACAGGGUAGGUCAUGGACUGUUACUCAGCAUAAGACAUGGUCCCUGAAUGGAGCUGAAUGGUUGGCUACUUGACCUUAUCAGAUCUGAAGUCAGCUAUUGCAGGCCUCAUUCUCCUUUCAAGGACACUGUGAACAGAGCUCAGCUACUGGUUGAAAAAAAAAUAUUUUAAGAUACAGUUAUCUUGAAGAGGACUUUGCAUCAUAUCCUACUGGCGUCUGUAGAACUACCACCAGUGAAGAGAAAAGCCAUCACACAGCUUUUGAGCAGGGAUCUGAUGGAGCUGCUGGUCUCCCAAGGUGAGGGCUGGGCCCUUCUUGCCUCUGAACUGGACCAAUGGUUCUGCUGUACAGCACAAGCAGCUGUAUCUGCAAAUGCAUCCACACCGUUACAGUGCCUAUAGCAGAAGCUGCCCUAGGCUGAAGUGACUGCAACUUGUAAAUAACUACUAUAUAUAAAUAUAUUUUCUUGUAAUGGUGUCUAAUAAAGA